This is a messenger RNA of Xyrichtys novacula (pearly razorfish), 14426 nucleotides long. The record is from the annotation of a GenBank genome assembly. Lineage: Eukaryota; Metazoa; Chordata; Actinopteri; Labriformes; Labridae.
GAUCUUCCCCUACACUCCCCGCUGACCAGAGAAAACACUCGAUAGCGAAUGCGAGAGGGGAUUUAAAUUGGACAAAUACUGUCCACCUCGUUUGACGGAUAAGGUAGAUAUACAUUUUCUCGUGCGGUCUGAUCUAAUUCGCUUUUAGUACUAUUCCGCGACCAGCCUAACCUCGCUACAGUGCGACGUUUGCUAGCUUGUAAUGUCGGCACUGUUGGACUUGUUUUCCCCUCUAGACUCCGCUUCCUGUUAGCCUUGGGCUAGCUGGAAAAUCGACAUUAUGCUAAUGAACGACCAGGUUUAGUUAGCCAACGCAAAGGGGUGUAACUUUACGACUAACAAUAGGAUUUCUGUUGAAAUUUAGUAGCAAUUUCUACCCAAACCCGUGCUUAUAACUUAGUUUGAGGGCCAGCUGUAAGGGCUCCUGGUUUCCUUUUAGUCUGCUAACGCUCGACAACGAGCCAUCUUGCUUGUGUUUGGGGAUUUAAGUAUUUAACUUGACGAGCGAUUGAUAAUAACUUAAGUUGUAGUUUCUUGUACAUACAUAGAUCACCAUUCGGCUCAGUCGUAUUGAAGCCGAGUGUGUGUAAAGAGUAGCUUUGAAGCACUUGAAUGUAGUGUGGGAGAGCCGGACUGGUUCACUGUGUUAAAGACAAUAGAGAGCCGGAGACUCGCACAGCUGCUGUUUUGUUAACGACGAAAACUAAGAAGAACUAACUUGGGGAGAUUUGUAUUUUCGAGAUUAUUUUAUUAAAUUGUAUCCUGAUAUAACUAGGAUAGCUUUUGAAUACUUUUGUACGUGUAGAAGUGGUGAAUAUAUAGACGUGGCUUCCGUAUAUUUGACCCGCACAGAUCGCUCGGGAGACAGUGGAUGGGGUCGAUGCAGAUGGUGUUUGUGCGACACACGAGGGCUUCCAGGUAUCUCCUCUCUUUACUCUGAAACAACAGCAGCUUUAAAUGCCUCAGAAAACACUCGUAGCAGCCGGUCGUCGUCAGAGGUAACCAGGUAGAUUGAGAGACGCGGUCUGAAGAGGGAGCCUUUUUCCUGGACGUCCAUCUCUCCAGCCUACCUUCAUCACGUCCAUCCACCACCACCGCCCUCCUCCUCCUCUUCUUCCUCCUCCUCUUCUUCAGCCAUGGACCCCCCGAGGACGCGGUCGCGGUCUCGGUCUGGCUUUUAUCAUUUCGGUUUGAACGGUAAUGUUGGAAGUAACGCCGGUGGAAACGCGGUUGGCAACGGGAGCAUGAUGAACGCCAGCGGAGGAGGGGUGAGCUACCCGCAGCAGAGCAACCCCGGCUGGGUGCCGCACCACGGUGGUCGCAGCUACCCCGAGAGCCAGCAGCAGCACACCCAGGGGAGCUACCUGUCCGCGGGGGCGCAACGCCACUCCUCACUCGGAGCUCACAGACACCCCGGUGCUGGUAAGCAGGGAUCAGUAAACAGGGCCAGCAGCCCGGCCAGAUGCACCAACACACACACUUCGACACAGGAUACACCCCUGAGGGAUGUGAGCAGACCACUAGCAGCUUAACAGGCUUUGAGACAUUUGACUAAAAGGCUAGGUUCUUUCACCACCAGCUGCUGCUCGAAAGGCCACCUAUAUGUCAUGUCAGGUGUUGUUUUGGGGUCUUUGCUUUGGAGGUUUGAUCAGUACUUCUCCAGGUUAAUAAAAGCAGAGAGGGACCAUGAACCUUGGUAAAGUUUCCAUGUUCAAGUUUUAUUAACUCAGUGAAAAUUUAACAGACUCAGCAGAUAACCUACUGCAGGGGUGUCAAACUCAACUACAGCAAGGGCUAUAAUCUGGAUUUAGGUCUAACCUGAGGGCCAAACAGGGUCAACAUUUCAGCAAAACUGUCAACCUCCUUUUCAAAAAAAAUAUGUAACAAAAAUAGCAAUGAUUACAAAUCAUUUGGAAAUUCAAAAAAGAUCAGUUUAAAGGAUAGAAAAUUUUUAAUUUUUUAUUCUAUUUUUAUUUAUUAGUUCAAAACAUCAGAGCGUGAUAUUAAAAAUAGAAAAAUAAUGCUUUUAAAGAGCAAAUACAUGAAGAAAACAUUGAAAUCAGGGUUAAAAUGUCAAAAUAUGACUUAAAAUUAAAAAUUGGAAUCUAAAGUAUAAAAUGAAACAAGUCUAAAUACUGAGUUGAGCAAAAUCAAAGCAUGAAAUAAAAAAUACCCAAUCAUGCUUGACUUGUAAUCUUGAAAUGCAAAAUUGAAAACAUGAAAUAAAACGCCAAAUAUUUUUCCCCCACAUUCUUGACUGUUUGUCAAAUCUUCCUUACUCUUUAAUUUCCCAGAUUUUCGUGGUACAUUGAGGACAUUUUAAAUAAUGGUGCUAAAGUUUACAUUAUUAUACUGGAGGAAAUCUGCAGACCUCCGACUGGUGGGCCAAUAAUAAAACAAAUAUGAUAUGAUCUUGUGGGCCAGAUAUAAUUGUUCCCCGGGCCAGAUUUGGCCUCCAGGCCUUGAGUUUGACACCUGUGACCUACUGGCUACAUUAUCUAACCUCUGGAUCUGAGACGAUGAAACUAUGCUUAAUCAGUUCAGUAGAUGUUAAUUAAAUGUAUUAAAUUAGAGUUAUACUGAUAUGUAGAGGCGAACAUUUAAAACAGAUCUCUAAUGGCAAGUGAGUGAAAAUUGUAAGAAUUUGAACACAUUUUGAGAGCUUACAGAGCAGUGCAUUAGCUUAUGUUAACAGAUCAGGGACACGAUUUGCCUGGAGGUGUAGGUAAAUUACAAAUUAGACUUGAAAAUCUCAAAAAAUAGUUCAUGAGAUGAAUAAAAUAGAAGUUUGAAGGCUUAAAACCAAAAUUGCAGUGAAAUAUCUGGCUAAAUUUUUAAAAUUUCCAGCCACCCAGCACUGUUGUCCAAGGUUUCUUGUAAAUUACCAUCAAAGAUUUCAUCCUUUAGCCUUGAAAGGUAAAUUUACGAAGCUGCUUUAGCUCCAUGCAAGCAAUGAAAAAUAUUGAUGUGGAGUAUAGUUGUUCUUAGUGUAUUUGCUUAAAUUCUGUGCCAACCAUUUUCAAAGAAGCAGCUCUUUGGCUCUUUAUCGCUACAGCACUAACAGCUUCUUAUCCAACUAAGGAGACAAAAAACCUCCUUAAAACCUUCAAAGACAGACAGAAAGACAUUAAAAGAAAUAAAACCAAUAAAAGCAAUAAACCACCCUGAUGAGAAAAAAACACAGCAGAGCUCUCAUCAGUUGUUUUCAAAAUAAAAAGACAAGUUUUUUGUUCAUUUCCCUAACUGGACUUUAAUUCUAAAUAUAUUAUUUAAACGUAACCUUAUUAUUUUUCAUAUACAUUAUCAUGACAGUGUUGAAGUUUGGAUCAGAUGUCUACAGUUGUGCUUUAUCCCUUAACAUCUCAGCACACAGAACAUACAAAAGCCUGGAUAAGCUGUUUUCAUGAGACAGUAUCCUGGUUUCUGUCUGUUUUGUCAAGAGAGAAAAUCCAGUAUUUCUGAGAGAGAGAAAAAAAAACAGGAUCAGCGCUUAUCCAGGUUUCUCCAACUGGCAUACUGUAUUUACCUAUAUAUCACAUAACUGUGAUCCUUCAAAAACAGGAUUAUAACCAGGAUACUUGUGCACAUGUAAACACGCUUAAUGACAUCCAUGAGUUAACUGUUCAACAGGUUUCCAUUGCAGAUUGAAAGAAAGUGACUCUUAAUGGCAAAACACUGUGCAGUGAACGAAUGAAUGAAAGCAUGCUUUUAAUGGGCCUCUAUUGUAUGAGCAGCACUGGUGUCAAACAUCCAAAAUAGCUAGCAGAAGAGACACCACAGAAAACCACAUGCUUCCCAAAUUGAGCGACAACAGAGGGUCUUAUGUGAAUGACUUAAAGAGUGUAUCUCCCAGCUGUGUGAUCUGCCCCCUUUUUCCUAACAGCUGCACAUGCUUGGUCCUAAAUGACGGGGAUCUUUAUGUGUUUUCUGUAUGUAAGCUAAACAAAAGUGGGGUUCUAAGAGUGCAUGACCGGUUUCUGCUUUCUUUCUUUCUUGCUUUGCAUUUCACUGUAUAUUGUCCCUCGGCAUCAUGGUAUGCAGACUGUGUGAGGGUGGAAUUUGGAGGUGUUAGAAAUGUGUCCCCUUGUCUUACCUUUAUUUUUCCUCCUCUUCUCCUUCUUCAUUCCCUCUGUGUUGAAUGUAUUAUCACCUAGUUUAGCUUUCAGCGUAUGUGCUGCAUCUGUCAAGCUGCCAAACAUAGCAACCAGGUUUUAUAGCUCGUUGAUAAAGUUAUCACCUUAGAUCCUGAGAUAUAGGAAUUUAACUCUUUCUAUUAACUUAACAUUUUGUGUGUGUCUUGUAAAUGUAAACGACACCCCGUAAGUAUUUGUGAGGAGCAGAUUUUUUUUCUUUUCUCGAUGACAGCUGAUAUUCAUAAAUUCACCUUCUGAACAUUUGUUGUGAAACAAUGCGUUGGUCCUCCCCAGCAGUCAGACUCGGAGUAUGGCUCUUUCUCGCGAGCAGAACCCAUCAAGGCUUUCUCGCUGCUCCGUCUCCUAUGACCCCCAUGGGUGAAUCGACAUUAAGAGACCUAGUUCUCCUUGAAACACAUGGGCGACUGAGGCCCUGGACCCCAUAAGGCUCAAAUAAAAAAGGGAGAGUAGAUGAAUUAAGAUGCAAGCCAGUAGGUUGGCUGUACUGUGGGCCAGUGAGUCAACUGACAGUCCCUCUGUUCUCCCCAGCCACUAGCAGAGCGCCUUUGAGCUGUCACUAUCGCCAGACUUCACAUGGCUCUGGAGUGGCGUCGCAAAGACAAGAAAGGAGUGGGGGGCUGCUUUCAGAUCUGUUGUUUCUGAGGAGCCAGACAGGGGCUGUUUGGAUGAGGGAGGCAUAGAGGAGAAACAGAAAAGAGAUUGGGGGAGGAGAGAUUUUACCCCCGCUUUUUGGUGAUUAAAGGGUUUUUGGGGACUGCUCAGAGGAAACUCUUGUCAGCUGAGUUCAAGGACAUCCUUCUUAAGCUGCUGAAAUGUCUGUAUGCACAGGCUGCUUCCAGAUUGCACAUGUGGGCCGACAGAUAAACAGCUGGGAGAGCAUUGUGUUAUUCAGAGAUUAUGUAUAUGGUAUUACUGCUUUAUUUAGCUUCUCCUGUUUUUUCUGGUUUUCAUUUCUUUAGAGGGGGACUCUAAUAUCAUUGAUACCAUUGAAGAGAUGUUUUUUUUGUUGUUGUUGUUUAUUGAUCUUUGGAGAGAUAUCUUUAUCCCUAGUUCACCAUGAGGAGAUGAGAAAUAGAAUAGGAAAGAAACAGGGCACUGAGCUGUUGUUGCAGAAUUUUUGCCAACGAUGGUUCACUGCCCUGCUCUGGCACACUUGGGCAAAGCAGAUGCCCUCAGAAAAGCAGAGUUUAAUCUAUGAUUUUGGUUAUGAUCAAAUUCCAUCAUAUAAUUGUGUGAAUACCAACUUCAGGAUAGUACUACGGCCAUUUUGUUUCAUUUUGGUUCAACUGAUCAAUCACUCUUGUUACUGGUCAGCUAAUUGAGUCUAUAAAGUGUCAGAAAACAGCUGAAAAUGGGUAUUUUUCUUAGAAAUCAAAGCUGUCUUUAAAACACUUUUUUGUUCAACAAAAGUACAAAACUAAAAGAUCUGUAGUUUACCAGAAGAACUGUUCAAACAUAUUUAUUUCUCUCAUCUUUCAUCAUUAUUUUACAACAUUACCUUAGCUAAAACAAAAGUCAUGAUGAGCUUUUCAUUAAUGUUUAUAUGUGGACAGCCAGCAUGAUGCUCUGCUGUGUUGUGGAUGUCUGUUUCUGCGAGUCUGAGUACAGGUUUUUGAUGGUAGAUCAGAGGGAAGGAUUUUUAUGUGAGAUCCACCAAGGAUGGGUCCAGUGUGACUGUGCCCGACUUCUUUGAGAUGACAGCUUUUUUGGCAUCCAGUGGUUAUUAAGAGUUAGAAAAUACAAGUGUUUGUGUAUUUCUGCUGGCCUUGCAAGUGCAUAUCCAUGUAUAUUGCGUUGUUAAUUCUUCUAUCAGCCAUUUCUCGUGUGAUAAUGUUUUUUUUUUUUCUCUGUGGCCUGCAGGAGGAGUGCUACAUUUUCAUCCUGAUAAUGUGUGCAGCGACGACCGGGACAAAGUAAGUGUGAAACAUGACCCAUGCCUGUUGCCUCUGCUUUGCUCCUGUUUUGAAUAGGGUUUGUAUGUCAUUGUUUUCUUUCCUUAUUCUCCUCUUUUGUCUGCGCUCUUUUUGUUUCUCCCUGACCCACAACCCCCUGCCUCUGCCUCCCCCCCUCCUCCUUUUACCUCUGUGUGCAGAUGGAAGACAGCCCAAGCCCGAAAAGGCAGCGUCUUUCACAGCAGUCCAUGUUGGAUUUAAACUCCGCCCCUCCCUCUACUCCUUCCUCACCCAUUCGCCCCUGGGAGCUGCCUCCCAGUCGUAGACCACACCCCCACUACAUGCCAGAGAGAUGCCACACUCCCCUUCGCAACCGUCGCAGGUAAGAGUGUGUAUGAGUGUUACACAGUUGCAUAUAACAUGCCUUAAAAAACUGAAUAAAGGGUAUCAUUCAGCCAACACAGCAUUUGAAAGACUUGAACAUUCAGAAUUCAAAUUGUAGACAGUGUAGUAUAUAAAAAAAUAACAAUAAUGACUUAUCUGUAAGAUUUUUAUCCACGUGUUUUAUUAGAUGAUACUCAGUUGAAAGAGGAGUGAAGAAUACAGCCGCCAUUUAAAGUUGUAAAAUAAAAAAUUAUAAGUAUUUAGUAUUAGUAUAAGUUUAUAUUUGUGUAUAAUCCCCUAACUUUUUCCGGUUUUAUUUUUUAAUUUUUAAUUUUUUGAGGAAUAUCAGAAAAAACAAAAACUCUGUAUGAGUUAGCAUAUAUCUGCCAUCAGCUAACUUGCUCUCUCAUAAUUCUUACUGGCCACUGAAAACUGCGCUCUGUCCACAUCUACAUUAGAUAUCACUAAAUAUUCCUAUUUCUACGCACUGUACCUUUAAAACUGAAUGGCUGUUUUUUUGUUUAUCAUGAAGUAUCGGUCAAAGCCAAACAGUGAAUCAAUGUAUUCAUGGUCUUACUCUAGAUGAGUCAAUAUAAAACAAAGUGCCUUGUGCUUGAAUGUCUUAGAGCAUAUAUUCAGUUUUUCUUGCUGGACAAUAGCAUCUGCUCCCCACUGAUUGGUCGGUUUAAGUGUUAAAGAAUAUGCAUCAGCUGCAGGGACUCAUAUAUAUAUAUAUAUAUAUAUAUAUAUAUGAAUACGUAUGUUUACCAUUUGACAGACUUAUUCCUUGUCUGCCAUCAUGUCUGUAUCAAUGUUCAAAUCUAGUCAGUUUUUAUAGGGAAGUGGACUCCAGAAAUCUGUGAUUGUAGAGUUCCAGCCUGAUGGCAAUAAACCCUCCUAGCUGCUACUAGCAUAACACACCCCAGUUUAUGAUGAUACCUUUUUGACUAAGAAGCAUUGUAGGUAACGAUUUCAUUAAGAUAUGACAAGGAAGAAGGAUGUUUGAUUAUGAAAACAUAUAUCCACCUGAUUCUUUGUUUUAAAUAAACUGUUCAUUAUGAGUAACAUCAUUCAAGAUCUGCACUAAAACAUGACUGUAUCAUGUUCUUUCAGUUGCUUUUAAUGGCUUGCUGAAGGUGACGGCUUCAUUGUUAUAAAUCAAAGAAUAUUCAUGCAAACACAACAUUCCUCUGAUUUUCUGCCUCAGCCCUCCAAUGAGACGCCAGCGAGGCCGAAGAGACCGUCUGACCCGCCAUCACCACCAUGCCCACAACAACAACCACCACCACUUUAAUGGCAACAACAACCAUCAUCAUCACCACCUUCACCACCACAACGCCCAUCACCCCCACCACCACCACCUGCAUUCCCACCAUGUACCGUCAUCAGGCCACCAGGAUGAAAACUACCGUCACCCUGCUCCCCCCCAGGGAUACCCACCCUACAGCCAACAACCACCCAGAGGGCCGGGGCCAGGGCCAGAAGAGCGCCAGGGUCACCAUCCUCCAAACCUGUCCCCAAGGCCUCUCCACCAGUCACCAAACCUGUCCCCAAGGCUGCUGCAUCCUGCAGCUCAUCAACAACACCCCCACCCACAUGCCCACCCAUCCCAGCAGCAGAGCAGUGUCGUUCUGGACCUCCAUGAGCAGGUAACAUAGGAUAAGGUGGCCGUACUAGGUUGGGUUGGGAAAUGACACUGAACAUAGAGUUAAAAACAACUGAAAUGCUUUUAGGUGCAAAUAACUACGCAAAAAUAAUAUGUAUAGUUUGGUGACAGUUAGAAUUUGACUCUUCAAAAUUUUAUUGCAUCUCAUGACAAAAGUUUAAAAACACUUUCAAGAGGUCUCCCUGUAGACCUCAUCUGUUUUUUUUUAGCACUACCACGAAAGCAAACCUCUGAGAUGGUCGAGUUUUAGUGGUGACGGUGGUGAAUAUGAUACUGAUAGGUUUUUUAUUUUCUAUCCAGACAAUGUGAAGCAGAAGUUAAAACUCCAGUUGCUUAUCUGGCUGUUCGUAAAAAGUUCAGAACCUCUGACUUUUUUGAUCUCCUUCUAUAGGGUUCAGUUCCAGUAUCAUAUCCUGUGUCACCUCCGGGAGCGCCUGCAGGCCUGCCGCCUCGCUCUGCCCCUCAACAGAUCCCAGCAUGCUCAGUGGUCUUCAGCGGACAGCACUAUCCUGUGUGCAGCGUCCCUCCUCCUGUGAGUGUGUCUUUGUUGCUUUGAUAGACACACACACACACACACACACACACACACACACACGCACACACGCACACACACACACACACACACACACACACACACACACACACACACACACACACACACACACACACACUCUCUGGAUUGGUUUGGAUGUUUUCUCAUAGACUUGUUUUCUGCUCCUCACGGGUUUUUCAUUAUUUUAAUUUCAUUUUUUCGAAAUCCUGUUUUUUAUUUUUUUCUAAUGAAAUUUUGCUGUUUUUGUCUGUCCUUUUUCUAGGUGCUCCAGACCUGCUCUGUCCAGCACUUACCAAUGCCUUACCCUUUCCCGUCAUUGCUGUCCAGUGACCCUGCCUUCCUCCUUCCUCCCCCUCACCUCCCCCAUCCCCCAACACACCUGUCCCACCAUCCCCCUCACCUGCCUCAGCCUGGACAGUUUGGACCCUAUCCAACACAGCAGGCCCGAUCUGUGAGUUUUUCCAAGUCAUAUGUAUUUUAAUCUUUUAAGAUCUUGCACCAGAUUCUGUUUUUGUUAGUUUUCUAAAAUGUGACCAUUUUAGUUGGAUGUAUGGAUGAUUUUUAUCUGCUUAUUUUGUGAUAGCAUACUUAACUUUCAGCUUUUGAGCGAAGCAAGUUUUCUGAGAGUCAUGACAGAAGCUUUUUAUUAAACAUCUGCUGUAUUAACAUAUGAUAAAACAACAUUUAUGAGUCACAUGUGAGACAUGAGUACCUAUAAUUUAACAUAUUUAAACAGGAGGAAAAAUAAUGCUAGUUAUAAUUUAGGAAAUUUAAUGAAGUCUCAUUUAAAAAAAGAAGAAAAAAAAAAAGAACUGUGCUAAUAUUAGCUAAGUGACAAAAAAGAAAACAAUUAUUUUUCUGUAAAUAUUGUGCAUCACUUCAAAUAAUAACAGAAUUCCCAAGUUUUUGACUGCUUAAGUAGAUCCUGAUGAAAUUUCUAAUGAAUAUCUGACACAAAGUGUUUUCUGUGAGAUCAUGGAUGUUUCGGUUAGGUUGGCUAACCUGCUCACUUUAGACCUUUUGUUAUUGACUGCUGUGACCACUAAUCAAACAAGCUGUUGCAGAUAUAUUUUGAAUUGAUGAAGAACAAAAAUAUUAUUAAAAGAUUUAAUGUAAUGUAACAGUAGUCAUAUAAAAAUGUGCAGCUUUUCUCUCUUUAAGUUGCUCUUAUGCCCAUUACCACCAUGUUUAACUUAAAACUUAUUAUUGUGGUAAUACUGUGUUUUUAUACCGAGAUUUUGACUUGUUCUAUGUUUUUAUCUCCAGCCGUUACAGAGGAUAGAGAACGAUGUGGAACUGCUUGGAGAGCAUCUGUCACUAGGUGCUGGGCUCCACUAUCCUCCUGCCACCCACCCGGCCCUAACACCACACUCCACACAGCUUCAUUUUCUGUCCCAUGACCCCCUGCCUCAGGAGUUCUUUGGAGUGGUGAGAUUUAAAAAAAAAAAAAAUUAACAAUUUGAUGAAAUUUUCUUGAACUUUUCAGUAAUGAGGAAAAUAAAAAUACAUGUGCGUGACAUGUCAUGUUUUUUUUUGAUUGACCCCCAGUCCUACCCAAACUUUAUCCCUCGACGUCUACCGGGGCGACGGUACCGAUCGCAGCAGCCACUGCCACCCUCGCCUUACCACCCAAGCCUCCUGCCUUACUUCCUGUAAGUAAAUCAUUUAACAAUGUUCAUGGAGGAAGAAUUUUUUUUUUAUGUUGUAAGUUUAUUUACCAAAGUCAAAGACGAUCUGGUGUUUCAUUUUGAACUUAUGAUCCAAGUGAUCAAAGUCAGUCUCCAGCAUUGUCAUAUAACUUGACAAGUUCAACCAGGUGAAUUUAGAAGAAGUUGGGUACAACAGAUUAUUUUCUGAAAUUCUCAGCUGUUCUAAAAGAAUAACUGGAUUAAACAAUUUUUCUACAUUCAUCGAUCAAAGUCUUACAAAAAAGAAUAUUUAGGGUGGUCUUUGAUAUUUCAGGAUUCAGUUAUUAGAAGGUAAAUUGAAGAUGCAAAAUAAGGAGAAAUUAUUUGUUUGACUAAGUCUUUGUCAAUAAAAGGUUAUGAGAACAAAAGGGCAGAGUCAUAUUUAAGCAAACAGACAAAAAUAUGAUGAAAUUAGUUUUUCUUGAUUUACACCUUUUGAUGAACUGAACUCCAACUUCUCUCUGUUUAAUUUCUAUGUAGUUCAAUGCUGCCAGUCCAGCCCACAGGUCCCGCUAUCAGUUUGGAGCUGGAUGUAGACGAUGGUGAAGUGGAAAACUAUGAGGUAAUUAUUAUCUUUUUACUCUUUUUUUUUUUUUUCCUUCUUUGUUUGUUGGAUGCAGACUUUGAUUUUUUUUUACAACCCUCUCCUCCUUACAGGCCCUCUUGAACCUAGCUGAGCGUCUUGGAGAGGCCAAACUCAGAGGAUUGACAAAGGGAGACAUUGAACAGCUUCCUUCUUACCGGUUCAAUCCAAAUAACCAUCAGUCUGAGCAAACACUGUAAGUACAGCCAUUGUGCAACCACCAUGGAUAAUGUGUAUUAUUCUAUGACAUAUUGUGUAAGCUGGUCAGGACCCCCAAAGUCGCAGCUUUUUUGUUAAUUUAUGACUGAGAUUGUGGGUUUAUGAAACGGCGUGUUUAAAAGCUUCAAACACCAGGUCCGUUUGUUGGGGUUGAGAAAUUACCAAAUUUAAAGAAACUUGACGUUUUUCCCUCAUGAGUGCAGAUGUUUUUCUUUCACACGUUUGUUCAUAUGCUUUAAUUUGACCUGGUAAUGCAGUUACAGGUUCCUUGUGUUAUCGUAUGUUUAAUGUACAUGUUAUGUUGCAGGUGUGUGGUGUGCAUGAGUGAUUUUGAGUCCCGCCAACUGCUGCGGGUCCUGCCCUGCAGCCAUGAGUUUCAUGGAAAGUGUGUUGACAAGUGGCUGAGGGUAAGUGCUCAUCCCAAAUAAACUCACUCACUCUGUUCUAAGUGAUACGUUUGUAUUUUUUCAGUGCAUCUUUGAGGAUUAUUACAUUGAUUGGGUAACAAAAACAAAAUUCUCACAUUAUUACUUGGUGUUGACGGAUAAUAUUCUGCUUUAACUAGAGACGUAAUGUCUUAUUUAUCAUAGGAAAACCUUUGUUAACAAGUUCAUAUUCAUUCCAUACGAAACCCUAAUAAAGUAUGAUGUUAUACAGUGGUGUAGUGAAAAUCUUGUACCUCUGAAGGCUUUUGUCUGACUGUUUCUAAAUUAAUCACAAAAGAUUUGGAAAUUUUUAAACCCCACCUGACCCGAGGGUCCUGUUUCAGACAGGAAGUUCAACAAACUGAUUUAAACUUCGAUGAGAAACUGAGUUUUCUGACUCCAGAACAGCUGAUUAGUUAGUUCAAUCAACUUUAAGUAGGUUCACUGGGAGUUAGGCAUGUGCACAAUGACUAUAAUAAGACAAUAUGAUUGAAGCCCUGACAAUUCACCAUGGCAACAGGCAACAAAAAGAGGUCUGCCUGCUUUACCUCUGUGAGAUUAGACAUUCUCAUGCACACGUACAGCGAGCUUGAAUAUGUUUAAAAAAAGUAAUACUGCUGCUGUGGCAAAGACGGACAAGCAGCAUGGGAGGAAAUUGGCAACUGAGUCACUUCUUAAGUUUGAAUGUAGUAUUAUAUAUUUAAUCAUGCAUAAAUGUCAGGCUACAGGAGAAGGCUAGAGGAAUAGUAUUGAACCUUUAGAUUAUUUUCAUGUUAGUGCUAUCAGUGGAGAAAAGCAAACAUGAAAGCAGCUAAAAUGAAUCAUAAAAAAUUAGAAUAUCUGCUUAAGUCUUGUGUGAUGUUGCUAGACAAAUGCUGAAUCUCUACUGACACAUUAACAUGUAGACUUUGAGUAUGAACACAGGGAAGAAACUACAUUUCUGCACAGGUGGAGGUGUAGAUAGUGUGUUGGUUCGGUGUUGCGGGGCACAUUUUAAAUGAAGCUAAUUUGUUGUUUAUUUUACAUAAAACAGCACCAUUAUGCUUAAUUUCAAAACUGAGACUCUCCUUAGGAGGUUAUAAACACUUAUCUAAAAUGGCAGGAUUUAUCAAAUGUCAUAUAUUGAGGGACCGGGGCUCUGCAGUAAAACGAACCAUGAGCCAGACUGUGGUGAGCUUUAGGAGGUGUGUGAAAGAGACGGCUGUUGUCCCUUCCUCUGUCUUUGCUGGGACUUUGUAACAGCUUGUGAGACAGAAAUGAGAGAAUGUCAUCCCCUUAUUCUCCCCCUCAGAUUCUCUGGCUGUGGAGGGGAUGUUUGUUGUUGGUCUGGGGAUGACAGCAUGCUUCUUCUUUUCCUUCUCCUCCUUUUCCUAAACCCCAUAACUUUUAUUAACUUUUGACUAUAAUCACCACAAACAUGUGCCUCCUCCCUGUCAAAGUACCUGCCCCUAUUCCAGAUAUAGAGUCGGAAACCUGAAGUGGUUUAAGUCUAGAUCACACUUAACCUACUUUUUUGAAUAUGCCUUCAACUUUUAACCAUCAGCUGCACAUCACAGUAGUGGUAAUGAUGGCAACACUCCAAAUGAGAUCUGUCAUGGUUGGAUAUUUGAUGUGAUUCUAUGUGAUUGUCUGCAUGAAACCUCACCGGCUGUCUUUUCCUGCUCUGUGAUUUCAGGCGAACAGAACUUGCCCUAUUUGUCGGGCCGACGCGUCUGAGGUGCAGAGAGACUCAGAGUGACCACAAGAAGGCGCCGUACACUCCCAAUAGAUUGUCAAACACAUUCAGCACUACCUGCUCCUGAUGUAUUGAUACACAUGUGCUUGUUUGUACACAUACACGCACACGCACACGCACACACAGACACGUACACACACAUAAAUACACACACACACUCAUACACACAUACACCCACGCCACUUGUAUUUUUGUGCUGCAUUUCCUGCUUGUUUGUUAUCAUUAAACCCUAACCCCUUUUUUCUCACAUUUAAUCUGAUUUGUAUUUUUUUCCCAGUUAUCUUUCUUGAUGUCAUUCCCCUGCUCUCAGUUUUUUCCUCUUUUACAUGAAUGCAGGCUUUCACUUCUUAGGUGAAAUUCAGUCUCUCCACCACUUUGCUCUGGUGUUUGCGUCUGUGUGUGUGUUCAUGUGAAUGCACACAGGAGUUGCUAGGUCGGCCCUGUGAUGCUGGGCUGUGGUACAUGACCGUAUGUUUUUCAGUAUAUGUGAGUGUGGUUGUUCAUGUGUGUAUAUGUAAGAGGGAGUGGUUUUUAGAUGUUCAGCAUGCCUGAGUUCUUGUUGUGAAUCAUACAAGUGUUAAUGACAACUGAGAGUUUUUGGUCUCCUGGGUGACUGACUUUACUUCCUGUUUGUACGUCUAUGCACUGUUUGUCUGUAUGCAUACUGGAUGUGUGUGCGGGUGUGUUUGCGUGCGUGUGCGUGUGUAUGUGUAUGUAUGUGUGUCAUACAUUUAAAUCCUUUUCUCUAGUUUGACACUAAGGGUCCAUGUUGCCACUAUACUCAUCGGUUGCCUAUUUGAUCACUUCUUUUAGGUUAUUAUUAUUAUUAUUAUUAAUAUAAUUAUUAUUAUUAUUAUAAAACCAUUAAAAAAUGAUUGUUUUCCUGCCUGGCAGUUACCUCAUCAUUCCAGUUUUGGUCAUCAUCCAUUAAGCACGCUUCACUACUUAAAGAUUAAGCACGUUACGUUUUUUUUUUUUCCUUUUUUUUCUUUUUACAUAAGUAGGUAUAAGUUUGUCUGUGACUUUGCUGUGGCACAUGUGUUACAUAUAUACAUAUAUCUAUAUAUACUGUAUAAUUCUAUGAAUAUCUGUAUACCAAAUAAAAGGCUUGAUAUGAAAUUUUUAAA